Molecule: messenger RNA, 1259 nt
Organism: Pollicipes pollicipes
Lineage: Eukaryota; Metazoa; Arthropoda; Thecostraca; Pollicipedomorpha; Pollicipedidae
Product: SET and MYND domain-containing protein 4
Exons: 8
Coding region: 48-1235 (395 amino acids)
Cellular component (GO): nucleus; cytoplasm
Molecular function (GO): histone deacetylase binding
Source: RefSeq, a predicted model, not a curated record
CACUGAGUGAGGACGGGGCGGGCAGCGUGGCAGGGACGUGUGACGUGAUGCGCUGCGGCUGCUCCCGACCGGACGGCGAUCGGUACCUGGCGGUGUUUCACCUGAUGCACCACCUGCGGGAGUGCGACGAAGAGAGCGCCUACCACUACUCGCGGGCAGCCGCCACUCUGGCGGCAUUCUUGGCCGAGAAGACGGCGUUUUUCGGCGAAGAUAGUCCGCCAUCACAGCUCGACAUGUGUUGGACUGCCGCCAUCCUGCUGCGCCACGUUCUCCAGCUGGUGUGUAACGCGCAUGCGCCGACCAAGCUGAUCCCGGUGCCGACCGAAGGCAGCGUGGCGCAGCUGAGCGAGGAGCGCAUCGCCACGGCCAUCUAUCCGUCCGCCAGCUACAUGAACCACGCCUGUGAUCCGUCCAUUAUAAACAGUUUCUGGGAGCGCACCCUGAUCGUACGGAACGUGAAGCCACUGCGGGCCGGCGAAGAAGUGUUCCAUUGCUACGGGCCGCACCACGCCCGCGCUCCGCCAGACGUCCGGCGCCGGGAGCUGCAGGAGCAGUACCACUUCACCUGCCCGUGCCGCCACUGCACGCGGCCAGAGCUGCGCAGACGGUUGGAGGAGCUGAGCUCGCUGCGCUGCCUGGAAUGUGGUGGCGUCACUCUGCCGUCGGCGGCGGGAGGUCAGCCGCGUCUCUGCGUCAGCUGCGGCUACUCGGCCCACUAUGGGGCCCGGGAGGCCCGGCUGCAGCAGAUCCAGGCAGAGGCGCUCGACGUGUGUGACGCGGCGGCCUCGGCCGGUUCUGCCGAUCGAAGUCGUACUGCCCUGCGGCGGCUGGACGCCCUCCUGAGUGAGGCCCAGGGGCUGGCCAGCGCCACACACGAGGCGCUCCACGCCCUGCACGACCAGCGGGCCCGGCUCUGCACGCAGCUCGGAGAGCCGGACCGGGCGCUGGACAGUCUGCGUCGGAACGUGUCCAGCGUGGAGGCGCGGUACGGCACCGACAGUGUGGAGCUGGGUAACCUGCUGCUGACUGUCACCGACCUGCUGAUGGCGGCCUGGCGGGUGGCCGACACCGGGACGGCGCGGAGCAACGCGUCGCGGGAGCUGCGGAAGACAGCCGAGCGUGGCCUGGCUAUCUUCUCCAUUCACUACGGCUCGUGGAGCGGGGCGUACCAGGACCUGCGGCGGAAGCUGCUGACGGUGUCCCUCGCCGCCGGCCCGCCGUCCCCCUCCCAGUGAGUCCACCCGAGGCGGCGGCGCUGC